This is a messenger RNA of Parascedosporium putredinis, 351 nucleotides long. NCBI's taxonomy places the organism in Eukaryota, Fungi, Ascomycota, Sordariomycetes, Microascales, Microascaceae. The record is from the annotation of a GenBank genome assembly.
AUGGCCAACCACUCGUGCGCCCCAAACGCCUGCGCGGCGCCCGGUAAUCCAGGGACGCUGCGGGCGCUCAGGGAUAUUGCCGAGGGAGACGAGAUUACCAUUAUGUAUACCAAGCGGAAUGCGAGAUUCAAGUGCCGCGAAGGUAGCGGAGGACCCUUGGCCAGGAUCCCGAGGGCCAAGCGAAGGAGACACGCACCCGUCGUUACGGGGGCAGAUAACUGGGGCAUGGGGGACGGCGACGGCUAUCAAGCUACUGAUGAUGGAAGGGACGGAUCCUCAACCGAAAUGAGGAAUUGGAGUCACAAGUUCAAGACGGCCAUGUCUCAGCUCUGGAAUUCGCGAUCUGGUUGA